Messenger RNA from Paraglomus occultum, 450 nucleotides. The record is from the annotation of a GenBank genome assembly. Lineage: Eukaryota; Fungi; Glomeromycota; Glomeromycetes; Paraglomerales; Paraglomeraceae.
AUGCGCGCAAUAAAAUCAAUAAAAUUAUUCCAAAUUUUGACAAUCGCUUUUCUUCUGUCAAUCGUCUGCGUCGUUUUCUCGCUCCCAGCACCUACCGAUCUACCUGACCCACAGUGCCAAUGCACUGACGGUCAUUGGGGCUCAUCUUGUUGCGGAGAUCCAGGCGAUAUACCUGACCCAGUGUGUCAAUGUAAUGACGGUAGUUGGGGCUCAUCUUGUUGCGGAAAUCCAGGUGGAAAUCCAGGUGGAAAUUCAGGUGGCGAUAUCCCUGAUCCUGAUCCAGAGUGCCAAUGUAAUGACGGUAGUUGGGGCUCAUCUUGUUGUGGAAAUCCAGGUGGAAAUCCAGGUGGAAAUCCAGGUGGCGAUACCCCUGAUCCAGAUCCAGAGUGCCAAUGCUAUGACGGUACUUGGAGCUCAUCUUGUUGCGGAUCCCCAUACGGGCCUGAAUAA